GCCGAUAGCUCACCCUGAAAGAAAAGGCAGCGGCGGCUGCGAUUCUGGAUAGGAGCGGCGGCGCGGUUGAGCAAAGGCGUCGGCGCUCGUGCUAGCACGAGCGAGUCGACGACAGUAAAAAGCAGCGGCGUCAUGGGCGAUUUUACCUUGGUCACGACUAGGGGAUUUUAUAGGUGCUCGGGCACCUCGGCGUCCGUGAGGUCGAGGCCGCGUGGCGCGUACGCCUGCCAUGGGGGCUAUCCUCGAUUCGGCAUGGCUCCAGCUCGCUCUUCGCCCCAAAGAAGCCCGGCGUCACCGGAGGGAUGCCUGCAAAAAAUUGGACGAGGUACUGACGUGGAAAUAUUUGGUUUAAAGAUUGCCAACUACAGAAUGCACAGGGCAUUCAAUUUUGAGUGUUUUGCUUCCAGCGGGGGUGGAUUUGGGACUGAUUUUACAAAUAAGAAAAGAAUUAAAAGCAGGAAGAGGGCAAAGGAUGUUGUGCAGGACCCAAGCAAGGUAGCAUCUGCAGACUCAAAGAACCAGGAACAGUGGGCACCAGAGUUAGGAAUUGGAAGAGAAAACAAAUCUGGUAAAACGGUCAUGGAUAAGAAAUUUCUGGAAAAAGUUGAAGCCGUUCGAAGGUCUGCACUUGAUAAAAAGAAAGUUGAAGAGACCAAAAAUUAUCAAGCUAUUGAUUAUGAUGCUCCAAUUGAAUCAGAUAAGAGCACACUUGGCUUUGGUACAAGGGUUGGAAUUGGCAUAGCUGUUGUGGUUUUUGGACUAGUCUUCACUUUUGGGGAUUUCCUCCCUUCUGGAAGUGUUAGCCCUAGCAAUGAAAGCACUGUGGUUAACAAACAGCUUUCAGAGGAGGAAAGAACAAACUAUAAGAGGGCACUUGAAGGGUACGAAGAAACACUGACGAAGUCGCCUAACGAUCCUACCGCUCUUGAGGGUGCAGCAGUAUCGUUGGUUGAACUAGGUGAAUAUCAGAAGGCCUCAGAUCUACUUGAGAAGCUAGUUAAGGUAAUCCCCGACAAAGCAGAAGCAUACCGCUUGUUAGGUGAAGUAAAGUUUGAGCUCAAGGAUUAUGAUGGGAGUUCUUCAUCAUACAGGAACUCUCUAUCUUCAUCUGACAGCAUUGAUUUUGACGUUCUCCGUGGGCUGACAAAUUCAUUAGUUGCUGCUAAGAAGCCCGAUCAGGCAGUCGAAGUAAUUCUAUCUUGCCGUCGCAAGUUGAGUGAAAAGCGUCAAACCAGGCAACCUGAUUUGGAGGCUGCAAAUGAGAAUGGUGCUCAGGAGUCUCGAGAUAUUGAUCCUAUCCAAGUUGACCUGCUUCUUGGAAAGGCCUAUUCUGAUUGGGGCCAUAUCAGUGAUGCUGUUACUGUUUAUGAUAACUUAAUCGCUGAACAUCCUGAAGACUUCCGUGGUUAUUUGGCGAAGGGAGCUAUACUGAAGCAAAAUGGUAAGGCAGGUGAUGCAGAAAGAAUGUUUAUUCAGGCCAAAUUCUUCGCCCCAGAGGCAGCAAAGGCACUUGUUGAUAUUUAUGCACAGAGAUAGUCCACGAGAGGUAAAGGAGGAAAAAACUUCCGUUUGAGGUGGACUUAAGCUGUCGUGGACUGUUAGCACUCAGUAGGACAUUACAGGCGAGGGCAGCAGUCCAUGCUAAGCUUGUAGAAGAUCAAGCAGACCAAGUGAAGGCAGGGAAAAUCAAUAGAAGAGCAAGAGUUCAAAGGGAAGGAAAAGAGUUUGAAAAGGUUUUGGACAAAGUCUUAUAGGACACACAAUUCAAUUCGUUAAGUCGAAAGUUCAGUUUUGUCGCUGCUAUUCUGAUAAUGUUCUAAAAGGACAAAAGUUGCGAAAUAGUGGUUACUCUGCUUGAGAAAUACUCCCUUCCAUCAAGUAUGAUGUCCCAUUGAAACACCGAUAUGUAAAAAGGGUUCAACCUAUUGAGGUUUCCGUAA
Aegilops tauschii subsp. strangulata is the source of this 1940-nucleotide messenger RNA. The record is from RefSeq and is a predicted model, not a curated record. Lineage: Eukaryota; Viridiplantae; Streptophyta; Magnoliopsida; Poales; Poaceae.